Galendromus occidentalis (western predatory mite) is the source of this 2089-nucleotide messenger RNA. RefSeq names its product PWWP domain-containing protein 2A. The coding region runs from base 29 to 1423 and encodes 464 amino acids. Gene Ontology annotation, cellular component: chromocenter; nucleus. The record is from RefSeq and is a predicted model, not a curated record. Lineage: Eukaryota; Metazoa; Arthropoda; Arachnida; Mesostigmata; Phytoseiidae. Gene Ontology annotation, molecular function: chromatin binding. The transcript has 5 exons.
CGAGCAGUAGACAAGACACCCGAACACCAUGGCGGAUCGACGGAAAUCUUUGGAUUUACAAAAAGGCUCAAAGAUUUCCGUCACGGUUGUAGAAGCCUUAGUUGAUGUAAUAGUAGUCUCUCUGGACUUCAACUCCAAAGUUUACCAAGGCGCUCUGCUGGAUAUUACCAACAGAUCUAUUAAGCCGUUCUGUACGUCGCCGUUCUCAAAAGCCGACGAAUCCGCUGUUGAGGAUGAACCAAUGUUUGCUCUCAAAAUGCGGCACACAUACGUCGCUUCGUCGCGUGAGAACGAAGCCCCAUCCAACGGAGGAUUGAAGAGCGGAGCUGGCGUCAAAGACAAAAGAGCUCGGAAAGUGGAUCAACACGUCCGAAUGCGAAAGCUGAGGCCCCGAAAAACUCUAUGUUCAAAUUGCCAAAAUAAAUGUGAGGAUAUGACGUCAACGAGUCGUGCCUCCGCCAAAAAAAAUACGGCUCCCCUAGUCUCAGUGAUCAGAGGUAAUGAGCAAAGGAAAUUCGACCAACCCACAGCCAGUGGCAGCGAGCCUGCGCUCGCGACUCCCUCACAGAUGUCGCCUUCGCCGUGGACGGAAGAGACUCCGCAGACGGAUGUUUAUGCAUCUGUCGCCGAGAACGCGCUCAUCAAAGAAGAGCUUCCAAGUAGUGCACAAAUGCCUGAACCCGAGAAGGAGCAUGCGGCGCUUCGGAAAAGGAAGGUCAUGGACGAUAAUGGGAAGGCGACGAAACACGACUCGAGUCUGCUGCCAGCCAUAAGUCCGAUAAUCAAAAUCUCAUUCAAUAACCCGCAAGGGAAAGGGACCGUUGUGAAAAUACCAGCUAAAGUUGCCGUCGCGAACUAUGAAGAGACUACAUCAGAUGAAGGAGAUCGAGAAGGAAACCAAGAUGAUCAGCCAAAAGCGAUGAAGAGGAGGAGGAGAGAGGUUUCAGCCGUUCCCGGGAACUCCGAAACUAACAAGCACCACAAACGCAAAACAGCUAAGCAUAAGAAAAAACGCCAUAAAAACCCAUCGCAGGACAGUUGUGAUAGCGACGGGGAAGAGCCAAUGCCGAUUUUCCCCAAGGCCGCUGUGGACGUCCAGGGUGGAGUGACCCAGAGAACUACCAGGAGUUCCGAUGAAACGAUGAAAACAGGAGACGUCGUGUGGGGAAAGGUCAUGGGCUUCCCUUGGUGGCCUGGCAAGAUCCUGUCUCUGGGUUGCGAAGCUUCAUCCAACGAGCUGCAGUCAGGUGAAGCUCAUGUCUCUUGGUUCGGUUCAUCUACCUCCUCGAGAAUUCUCACCUCUCAUCUGACACCGUUCCUCCGAGAUUUCAAACUGCGGUAUAAUCGACGGAAGAGGGGUCCCUACAAAGAUGCCAUACGACAAGCACAGCAGGAGGCAAAAGCGCGGAAAAUGAGCCUCUGAUUCCGAGUCCGACAAAGCUAGUCCUUCGUUGGCUAUGUAUGUUUGUGAGCGUCCGAUGGCGGACUUCGCGGCGAGUAUUCGUUGCCGAUGAGUGCCAGUUCCUUCGGAGUGGUUGUCGGAGAACAAGUAUUUCCUAAGUCUUGAUUUUUAGGGAGGAAUCGUUAAGCGAAAGCUAUCGGUCCAGUUUUCUAAGAGGUAUCGAGCCGUCCCAGAUCGCUCUAGGUAAUGGACGGGUCUUCGAGUGUGAAUAAGUCGAGGCUCUGUGCGCUUUCGCUGCGGAGGAUAGAGAUCGCAGGAAGGAGUAAGUCGACAAAAUACCUAAGUGACAAAUAACGACUGAAACGGAGACGGACAGACACACUGAUAGACAAACAAACAAACAAACCAGCCAGCUAUUGUUUUAGGUUAUUCGUGAUUCGUUUUCAUCUUAACCUGUUGUUAUAUGGGCGAAGUUGGCCUGCCGAGAUUCCGUUGGCGCGGCAAGACGGUCUCGGUGCAGUGAUGGCUGUCUUCGUUCAGCCAAAAUGACGGUGACCGUGAAUCCUAGCUCGAUGAGAUGAGCUGAAGAUGAAACAGAAGAGAGUACUGAUCUCAGCAACCCAUGGGAUAGGAGAGAAUAAUUGAUACAACGCUCUGUGAUAAAUAGUCGGCUCUCGAAUAUCACGC